This is a messenger RNA of Kockovaella imperatae, 2362 nucleotides long. RefSeq lists its product as hypothetical. The record is from RefSeq and is a predicted model, not a curated record. Lineage: Eukaryota; Fungi; Basidiomycota; Tremellomycetes; Tremellales; Cuniculitremaceae. Gene Ontology annotation, molecular function: protein binding. Bases 21 to 2360 code for a protein of 779 amino acids. The transcript is spliced from 2 exons.
AUAGCGACCACCGUCACACGAUGAGCUACAGACUGGUAGCUAGAGCGGGAGGGCUCAUAACAAGGAGCUAUAAUGGAGAUCCCGGUCCGUCGACAUUGGCGAGGUGGCGUCAGGAGAGUCAGCGAACGUUCGGCUCGACACCUGGUCACUUGCUCGGUCAACAGCAGAGACCGCGCACUGUCGACAGGCAACCUGUAGCAGGGGACGGCGGUGCCCGACAGAGACCGUUCAAUCCACGUCUCAACCAUGCUUCUCAAUCUCGUGACGGUCCACCUCGGCGUAUGGCUCCUUUUCGCCAUUCGAUCGCGACACGGCGACCACCCUCUGCAAAUCGUAUACCUGGUUAUACCGGACCUCUGACAAAACGUAAUGAGCCUGGUCUACGACACGAGGAUGCACCGUCCUUCAUCCUCUCUCAACAGAUUAAGGAGCUUAUCCGACGGAAUCCUUUCCCUAUGAAGCCUAAAGUGAUCAGCCAAGCUGUGAUGCUUGUCCGUCAAGCGCCCAUGCAUUAUCACAAUAAUGUGGUAUGGAAUCAGAUCAUCCAUCUCUUGGGUCGAGAACGCAAGCUUGAAGGCAUGUGGAAGACCUUUAAUGAUAUGAAGAAAAGGGGGAUCAAACCCUCCACGAGAACGUUCGCAAUACUUAUAAACGCCUAUACCCGUAUUCAACACGACGGGAUCCAAACGACAUUCUCUCCUCAGACAUCACCUCCCAAGCGUCAGAUCGAACGUGUCAUCGAAAUUUACAACCAAUCGCAGAAUCACAUCAGCGAGCACGUAGCCCAAUUGCAACCUGGAACCACCGAUUACUUAGAGAUCGAUUUGGCCCCAACCAAUGCCUACCUCAAGUAUCUGUCAAAGUACAGUCUAUGGUCCCAAAUUGAGCGGGUCAGAUUGAACAUGGACGACAAAGGACCUCUGGCACCGGAUGCCGUGACUUAUACGAUCCUAUUCAAUGGUUUGUUGGAUCGAUUUGCACUCGCCAAUGAGAAGCGAUACACCGAGGUCGAAGGUGGAAAUUCACAAUUCACUCGGACUCAGUUAGGAGAGAAAGCACGCGCCCUGUGGGACAAAGCUCUUCGCCAAUUCGGGGCCGGCGAGAAAAAUAUGGACGAAGAGAUGGCUCUGGCAGCGAUGCAGUGUCUUCUUGCUGGAAGGUCGAGCGACGCGGAUCUUGCCCUUGAAGCGAUUCCCAGUCUCUGGGGCAUCAAUCUUUCAGACGCCCAACCCGCGUCUAUGAAGUCGAAGAAACCCAGCGUGCCCAAACUUCAACUUGACAUCCGGUGUGCCACGGCCAUUGUCAGUGCUUUGACUAAGAACAAGCAACGUGAAGCUGCAGCUGCCUAUUCCAAGUUCUUUGUGUAUCAUCGUCCGCUGGCCAAGACCAUCGACUAUGCCUUCCUUCGCGUGGCAAUCCUUGGACUGUCCGUCGGGAAGGAAACUGAAACCAUUCAACAUAUCCUCAACUCGUAUCAGCCUCCGACGGGUAGCGACUCGUGGCCCAUGUAUGUAUGGGAAGACGCGAUGAUUGGCUGUCACAACGCUGCGGACUUUGACUCCGCCAUCAAGGUCUUAAGACAGAUGGCUCACCUGCCGCUCGGCAUUGAAUUCGGGCGGAGAAACCAGCCAUACAAAUGGACACCCCCUAAUGGUCGAGAGACUGACGCCCAGGGCAAACGUUGGCACUAUCCGAAGUCCAUCUCUCCGAGCGCAAAAGUCGUUACCAUGUUCGUCGAGAGUGCCUUGGAUUCGCCUUAUGAGACUCGCGAAACAAACAUUCGACAGGCGUACAAUGUGCUCCUUGGAUUCAAUCUCGGGUCAUUACUGCGUGUACCCUCGACGGCAAUGCGUGGUCGAGACGAUAUCAAUUUGCUCAGUUCACCCGGUCUGGACGAAUUCAGCAAUCCCUCGGUUGUCCGGGCUGCUGAGUGGCCGCUCAAGUUGUCUGAGCAAAUCACUCGACUCUGCAGAGCCGUUCUGGCCAGUCAAACUACACCCGAUGCUAGUAUCGUCGAGCUGAGGGACAAGAUGGUGAAGGUCUCUGCGGAUUGGGGCCAGAUCCUGGGAACAGCGCCUAGAGGCAUCAAGACAGCUCGAGCCUUUUACGAGAAACUGAAGAAACCAGGCAGGACUGUGCCUGCGCUGGAAUCUGCGGCGUCCAAGAGGGAAAGUCCUGCGGCUCUUCGACGAGCUGCUCGUCGUGCUCCUCUUAGAGACGAUCACAAGAUCGGACAGUUGAACAAGGCAAUUGAUGAUGUCGGUCUUGGUGGUGCCAUGAGCGACAGCAUCGAUGCGGACGACCUGGAGGAGCAGGUCAAGGUAGAGUACAGGGGCGAGAGGCAGGAAGCACACGCAUAGCA